GUAUGUACAGGCCUCUUGAAAACUAUAAUAUGGCAGAUGUCCAAGUCUUUACCAGGCCUACAAAGGUGUGAUUGCCACAUGCGGAAUUCAGUGCUUGUUUAUCAUUGGUCAAGAAAACUGAAUAAUUGUGCCUUUUUCCCCUCUUCCACUCAACACACAAGUCAACAAGUCACAUUCUUUUCGUCUAGAUUUGCUAACAUUUCCUGGUUGUCCAGUUUAAAAGUUUAUCCCUUGUCAUCUCGCCUUUUUUUUUCAAGCAAAGGUGAGAGCAAUAAAUUUCAAGAAAAUAACACAGUAACUUUAAAGAAAAACACUAAUUCACAGCUUUCAGACUCUAUUCCCAAGCUGAGUCACAUCGAUAGCAGUGGAUGGGCACAAAUGGUAGAUGUUGGCACAAAGAAGGAUACAAGUAGGAUUGCCGUGGCAUCAGCUAAAGUGUACUUAGGUCCUGAAGCUUUUCACUUGGUAAAAGAAAACAAAAUUCAGAAAGGUGAUGUAUUGACUGUUGCUCAGUUGGCAGGGAUAAUGGCAUCUAAGUUGACUGCAAACCUUAUUCCUUUGUGUCAUAAUAUUAGCAUAACCCACUCCAAAGUCAAUUUGGAGCUGGACGAUGAGAACUUCACUGUGUGCAUUACAGGAUCAGUUAACUCAGUUGGGAAAACAGGAGUAGAGAUGGAGUCACUGACUGCUGUUACUAUAGCCGCGUUGACUGUUUACGACAUGUGCAAAGCUGUGUCACGUGAAAUUGUCAUCUCAGACAUUAAGCUUUUGAGAAAAAGUGGAGGAAAAAGUGGCGAUUAUCUUGCUCCUUGA
Porites evermanni is the source of this 813-nucleotide messenger RNA. The record is from the annotation of a GenBank genome assembly. NCBI's taxonomy places the organism in Eukaryota, Metazoa, Cnidaria, Anthozoa, Scleractinia, Poritidae.